Triplophysa dalaica is the source of this 12421-nucleotide messenger RNA. It is a transcript of the gene nfic, whose product is annotated as nuclear factor I/C. Gene Ontology annotation, cellular component: nucleus. Gene Ontology annotation, molecular function: DNA-binding transcription factor activity, RNA polymerase II-specific; RNA polymerase II cis-regulatory region sequence-specific DNA binding. Gene Ontology annotation, biological process: regulation of transcription by RNA polymerase II. Bases 3050 to 4564 code for a protein of 504 amino acids. The record is from RefSeq and is a predicted model, not a curated record. NCBI's taxonomy places the organism in Eukaryota, Metazoa, Chordata, Actinopteri, Cypriniformes, Nemacheilidae. The transcript has 11 exons.
AUAUUCAUUUUUAUUGUAUAUGAUGUGCAUAUAUCCAUUGUAAUUAUAAUUAAUCCUUUACUAACACGCAGAUAUCUUUGCAUUUUAAAAUAGUUUGUGACAAGAAAAGUCUUUCUUAAUCAAAAUGACCUUUGGUUCAUUUAAAUGUGUUGGAUCAUAUUUCUACCUGAGCCAGAUGGCAUGCCAGGGCCUACUCAGCAAGCCUAAUAAACUUUGCUGUGAGCAGGUCACUGCCAGUCUGUGGCCAGUGCUGGUCUCUCCUCUUGCAGUUCCCAGUAUUAAAUGUCCAUUCUUUGUCUUCCAGAUGAUUUCAGGUUUGACAGUAAAAAAUGAAUACAUGUUACGCACGUUUUUGAAACUUUUUUAAUGCGUGUUGUAUGUGCGGAAUCCUGCACAUGUGUCUCCAGAGCAGUGUUGAGUAAGUUACUCAGAUAAACGAAACGAAACGACUUUAAUUCAUUCAAUGAAAUUAUAUAAAACUACAUAAAGUAUUGUUAUUAACUGACUAAAGUAUUACAAAUGUGGGAAAGAUACAUUAACACAUGCAUUUUAAAGUUAUACUUUGAAUUUGAAUGUCAAUUCCACUAUUGUAUAAAUUACUCAUUGUUUAGAUCAAUUACAAGUAACUUUAUUUAAAUUACAGAAGAAAUAAGAGUAAUCCCUUACUUUACUUUUUAAGGGGAAAGUAAUUAAAUUAGUUUUUAAUUACUUAGUAAGUUACACCCAACACCGCUCCUGAGUAUAACUUAAAGUUAUAUGUUCUGUAAAUCAAAUCUGUGCCACAGUAUGCAUUAUGUUAAAUAAGUCUAGACUGUAAUUGAUAUAAACAUAAGCAUCACAAUAGUAUUGUUUCUUUUCAAGAAGUAGGCCCUAUAUGUACAAUAUAAAAACUCAAAAAAGAAUUUUGUGAUUAUUGAAAGAAAUGGGAAGUUUGAGAAAUGAAAUCAGAGAUCCAAUUAUGCUGUUGAUUUUGCAGAAACCCAAUCAGAAGACAACCUUGGAUAUUUUGUAAUGACCAAAAUAUCACUAAUUGGAGGAAUGUUUAUCUCAAAAGGUCUAUAGGUUAAGUAAUUUUAAGUCGAGCGACUCAUCUUAAAAUAAAAGGGUAACCUUGUUCUUUUGUAGAUUUAAAUGUCAUUUGUAAUAUAUGAUUCAUUAAUAUAUAUUAUCACAAUGUGGUAAUAUCAAAUAAUUCCCAAAAAAACAGAAAUUUAUUGAUUUAAUAUCUGAACUCUGGGAUGAAAAAUGUAUGGCCAACACAUACAAUAACUGAAUAAUUCAUUUGUAGCACAAUAUUUGCGACAUCAAGCCAUUAGUUAGUAACAAAUUAUUAAACUAGUGAACAUUCUGAACGACAAAUAGAUAACAUAAUAGGAAAUCGAGUCUUUCAAAGAUUUUGCAAGAAAAUAAUCAGAUUUAGGAGGCAGUGCAAAAUGUCACAUUCAUUUCCAAGCUAAAGGCUACCAAACAAACAUUUUUUUUAGCAAUCGUCAUGCUCAUAUUCUAGUAAGCAUUGAAAUGCGUUUAUUUUUUCAAUAAAUAUUUUUAACCCAAAUAUGUAAUCAAAUCACCUGAAUUUAAGAGUGGUUUGAGGCAAGACAGUUCUCCUCCAAGCAACAACUUUAUGAUUAAUAUGGUUAAAUAUGGUUUGCUCUUGUUGUACAGACUGGAACACGCACUGCUAGUGGCUAAAAUACAUGAAAAGUGCUGUAAGAUUGUGAGAACAUUGCAGUCUGUGCCAGCCACAGUAGCCUAUAAUGCAGUCAAGCAUAAAACUUUAUUCCUUCAUACAGCGUGCGAGAUAAAUAUCUAUAGGCUACCGGGCCUAAAUCUUACAGUUCUCCAAUCCAAAACUCCAAUAAUUUACUCGAUGGCCUAAUACUGGUUUAUUAUAUUAUACAGCAGGGUCAAGUCUGUCCGUCAUAUUGCGACCCUCUAAAAAAAAGAGCACAAAAACUGAGUGGCACACAUUGACUAAUGACUAGAUAUUCUAACAAAUAAUUUCACUUAUAGGCUAGAGAAUUUCUUUAUUAAACUGAAUAUGUAUUUAGGCCUACAUGUGAAUGGAUAGCCUAUUUUAAUUUCUAACUCCGUUUUAUUGACUAUAUCUGUAAAGGAGAACACCCACGUGUCCACAAAACAAAAUCUCAUGACUGCGUGUGUGUAGACACACUCACAUACCUUUGAUUUAUUGAUAUUGUAUUUCGGAGACAGUGUAACACACUCAGGUUGUAAACUUUAGACGCACCUGCACAUUACACGCUCAUUUACAGGCAGGCCGUAAUUUAUUUAAUAAUAAUAUAUCAUUUAAAUUAGACGUGCGCCAACUGAGGUGUAAUUAUACAUAUCAAGUAAGUAUAUGCAGUAUAUAAACUUCGCCAUUAAGUGCAGUUUUUUAAACCAAUUGCCCAUUGUAAGCAUGCACGCACACACGCAGCCAGACAGACAGACAGACGCAUCAACCCCGUAUUUUAACCAUUCCUUCACCGCAAUCACUGUAAAAUGUGUGUACGGUGCUCGUCGCACGGGACGUCCUUGUUGCCUUUCGAGUAGUAAGAAACAAAAAACAGACGAAGCAUUUAUUCCUCUCUAUACACAAUGACAUCUAUGCGUGCUGCAUGUGCAAUGCUGCAAAGCUAUAAGACCGUCGAUUCAUCACUGUAAAUUAGGGACAUACGAAGAAAAAAUAAAUAAAUAAAUAAAACCGCACGGUAACCAGCACCUUCAACCAGUGCACUCCUCAGCUAACAGCCAUGCCACAUCUCCAGUAAGCGGUGCAUUACAGUAAAUGUUCAUUUUGUCGUGCUGUACCUUGUAACGAGGAUUUCAGAUCGCUCGAUGCUUGAAGACUUUGCGUGGGACGUUUGUAUUUGGUCAGCGUCCGGGUUUAUUCCUCCCAUCCGGAGAGCACGGAUUACUUCUUAGCGAACAUGGAUACGGAGUUAUAAAAGCACCCCGACGAGAUGACCAGGCGGUGAACUGCAUUAGGCUACUACAAAACCUUCAGAGCUCUAACUUUUUUGGGGAAGGUUGGCAGUUUCGCUCGGAAAUGGAUGAAUUUCAUCCAUUCAUUGAGGCAUUGCUGCCGCACGUGCGUGCCUUCGCCUACACAUGGUUCAACCUGCAGGCCCGCAAGCGCAAGUAUUUCAAAAAGCAUGAGAAGCGGAUGACCAAGGACGAAGAGCGCGCGGUCAAAGACGAACUACUGGGUGAGAAGCCCGAGGUCAAACAGAAAUGGGCGUCACGCCUCCUUGCCAAGCUCCGCAAAGACAUCCGACCGGAGUGUCGUGAGGACUUCGUGCUCGCCAUCACAGGGAAAAAGCCUCCGUGUUGUGUCCUUUCGAACCCUGACCAGAAAGGGAAGAUGAGGCGCAUUGACUGUCUGCGGCAGGCGGAUAAGGUGUGGCGUCUUGACCUGGUGAUGGUGAUUCUGUUCAAGGGCAUCCCGCUGGAGAGUACAGAUGGGGAGCGGCUAGUCAAGGGCGGCCAGUGUUCCAAUCCUAUCCUUUGCGUCCAGCCUCAUCACAUCAGCGUGUCCGUCAAAGAGCUGGACCUCUACCUCGCCUACUUUGUGCAGGAAAGAGAAGCUGAACAGAGCAGCAGUCCUCGCACAGGCAUCGGUUCAGACCAGGAGGACAGCCGAGCCGCCACCAUGGAUGCUCCAGAGUUUCAAGAGAGCUUUUUGACUUCGGGGGUCUUCAGUGUAACCGAACUGGUGCAAGUGUCAAGAAAUUCUGUGUAUGUGCACGCAGUACCGGUGGUGACAGGCACAGGGCCCAACUUUUCCCUCGGAGAGCUGCAGGGGCAUCUUGCUUACGAUCUGAACCCAUCAGGUGUGGGAAUGAGGAGGACCCUACCCAGCACCUCCUCCAGCGGAAGUAAGAGACACAAGUCGGGAUCCAUGGAGGACGAUAUAGACACCAGCCCAGGGGGCGAAUACUACACCUCACCGAACUCACCCGCUAGCAGUUCACGUAACUGGCAAGAGGAGAUGGAAGGAGGAAUGUCCCCCACUGUUAAGAAGACAGAGAUGGAUAGUCCAUCCCCUCAGGAGAGCUCUCCACGUCUCAGCUUUACACAGCAUCACAGACCCGUCAUCUCAGUGCACAGCGGUAUCUCCCGGAGUCCACAUCCCUCCUCAUCUCUCCACUUUCCUGGCGCCCCUAUCCUCUCCCAAACUGCCUCCACCUACUUCCCUCACACAACCAUCCGGUACCCCCCGCACCUCAGUUCUCAAGACCCACUGAAGGACCUGGUCUCUCUAGCCUGUGACCCGUCCAAUCAACAGCCCAGCCCGCUGAAUGGCAGUGGUCAGGUGAAAGUAUCCAGUCACUACAUCUCCUCUCAGAUGCUGGCCCCCCUGCCACCCCCUGGCCUGCCCCGCCUGACGCUGCCCCCAGAGUCCAAAUCCAACACCACCUCUGCAGACGCAGCAGCCAGCUCACCCACCUCCCCCACGUACUCUGCUCCUGGGACGCCACCUGCCAACCGCUCCUUCGUAGGAAUUGGUUCUCGGGACCCUGGCAGUCUGUAUCAGGCACAGUCCUGGUAUCUGGGAAACUGAUGAAAACACACACACAGAUGAACCAGAGGACACUGACAUGGAUUUGAAAAUCAAGUUUUUGUGGAAUCUACAAGAAAAAAAUUGUGAACGAGAUGGAAGAGGGAAAAUCAGCUAUAUAUGCAGUAUUUGUAUAUAUACCCACACACAUAUAUAUAUACACAAUAUGUGUGCGUGUAUAGAUAUAUGUGCACACAUAUUUAUAUAUGCAUAACAACGUAUAAGAUGCUUCAAUACACUUUCGAAAAGACAAUGGAAACGUAGGCGAGAAAGUGACAGAAAGGCCAUGGAUGGAUCAGAAGACAAGGAGGUUGCUUUUUCCUGCUGGGUUUUGGGGCGCAGCCUGAACUACAGCUGGUACAUUUGUGGACGUGUCAAAACAGCCCACCCUGACUCUCUGCCUCCUGGAUCACCUCUCCUCUUUCCCCUUCUUCCGCUACAGGUGCUGCUUCCUCCAAUAUGCAAAAUAAGUAUUCUUUAUUUUCUUAACAGACGGGGAAGAGAAACCCAGAGGAACGGGUUGUAUUGCGCCACAGGUUCAGAGGCGAGCACGGUCUGCUUUUUUAAGUUCACGGAGGAGAGGGGCGACGUGAUGUGGAAAAGGAAACUGAAAGGUUUUGACUGGUCGAUGCUUCCGUUCACACGCCGUUUGGGCUUCUUUUCAUCCACUUUAAUUGACAAUCAUGUUUGUGCAUCCUUGGUUUUGUUCAGAGGGUGAUAUUUUCUAAAUCGCAUUCUCCACCCUUUGUAACGGAGUUCCACUUUUUCGUGGAAGCCUGUCAUGUUUUUGUACAUCGGAGGACUAAUAGUGGUACCUUGUGACAUCAUACAUCACAUUCGGUGUGUAUAUGCGCACGGACGCACACACACACACACUUACAAAUAAACACACCUAUAUAUAGGCUUUAGGGCAAAGGCAUGUACUGUUAAGGCUACACUAGGUGUGCGUGAGCUGUAAAACAGCCCGAAUAGGACAAACCAGGUAAAACCAGGGGUGAACAAGCACCUUCCUUUCUUUGCAAUAUGAAAGCGCCUGAUUUCCUGGACUCUGCUGUAAGUGUGUGUGUGUGUGUGUGUGUGUGCGCGCGCGCAAAAUUCAUAAACAUUGGUAGUCCCUUAUCCAUCUCUGUGACUUUACAGAACAAGGUUUUUGAAUCAUGUUGAUAGGUGGAGAUUUUCCACAUAGUGACAAAGGGAGUUGAAAUAUAUAGUUAUAUAUGGUUAUAUAACUAUAUAUAAUUCUGUCACUACUAAGACAGUAUUGGGUGUAGCGUAUAGUUUUCUCUCUCUAAUUUGUUUCAAAUGCAUUGAAAAUUACAGGCAUUGCACUACUUUUAAUUUUUAAGUUUCCUCUUUUGCAAAAUCCUUUUUUGGCCUAAUCAUAUGGAAUGCUACAUUAGUUUUCUUUUGUCAUGUUCUGAAUGCAAGGUAGAUGAGGGUGGUUUUUGUAGCUAAUAGGUUGAUCAGAACAAUGCAACAUUUUUAUUGUAGAAGUCAUACGUGUCUAUGUAUUUAUGUGAUUACAUUUUUACAAUCCCAUAGUUUAAGAAAAGACAAACACAAGCUAUCCUUUUCUUCCCAUGUUUCUAUCGCAGAAAAGUCUCUACUGGCUGGUUGUUGACUGGUUUCCACAGGAACGCAUUUUUCUGCACUCUCAAAAAGACAUCAGGGCUUUAUAACGCUACCAAACUCAAAUCACAAAGCCAUGAAAAGUGCCUGAGACAUUGUGAGAUAUUCAUCUGAAGUCUUAUUUUAUGACUUUUAUUUUGGGAAGUUUGCUUCAUCUACUGUGGGUUGUUGUUGGAGUAUGGGGGUUCUUUUUUUAUACCCGGAGAAAGAGAUGUGAUAUGCACAGGCUCACAUUUAGCCCAGGAUGUGAAAAUGGCUUCAUGGAGAACAAAAUAAGCAAACAUACCCCUUGUAAUCUGCCAGAACAUGACAAAAUCAACUCAUGUCAGAAAUGUAAUCGGUUUCCCCCAGAAAUAUAUACACAGAUAAAGAAUAAAAUCCACACACUCUGGUUGCUUUUGCUAAACCUUUUAUAUGGCUUUGCAUACACGUUCAGUUGCAUUCACCACAGCAAGAUUCAGAAUACAUACAACAUUUAUUUAAUGGUGCUGAUAUUAAAGUAAUAUGGAAAUCUCUAUAUAUAAAUUAUAUGUAACUGCAUGGUGCUUAUUAAAGAAAAAUCACGACAAUUAAGCUCAAACGACCACCGUAUCGCUGACAUGAGCGCAUGGCAGAUAAUCUUAGUAUUAACUUUGAAGCUAAACCCUCCCUGAUUCCUCCUUAAGACCCCCCACCUUGAGCGAAGAGCCAAUGACAUCCAUGAAUUUUACCUUUGUACUACACUUGGUUUUGAAUUUUAUCCAACGAUCCCUCUUCUACUUUGCACGAUAUUUUAUAAAACAUAUUAUGUGCCUUGCCUUUAGUAAAGAACAAUAAUAGAUAAUCAUUUUAAAAAGUCGAUUUUUAUGUAAGCAGUGUCACAAUGGGACAUUUUUUUGCAUGUUUGAUUGCCUGUCAUAAUCAAAUUAAGACUAACUCUUUACCCAAUAGAUGUAGUUUUGGAUGGGUAAGAGAAGCUUUUAUGGCGCUGUUCCUCCUUUACAAGCUCCGUAGUUGUAUGUCCCCGGCAUGAAAUCGGCUUCCCUGCAUUUUUAUAUUUUGUUAGUGUUUCCUCCAUUGGUUGAUGUAAUUGAAUGUAUCAAAAUCUGUGAUUGAUGGAGUAGCAGCUCUCCAUUUCAGAGUGUUUUAAUUCCUUUUUGGGUUUUAGUUUCUUUAAAAUAAUUUAGAAUGUAUUUAAUGUUUAAUCUCUCACAAGAGAGUUUGUUCCCAUGAAAGAUGAAAAAAUAGAUCCACACAACUAAAUGUUUGUCAACAACCAAACAAUUGACUUUAUGUGCUCAACAUGACAUUUCUUUUACGUUAUUUUAAAACACAUGUAAGAGCUUUAAGGGAAAGUUCACCCAAAAUUUUGUCAUUUGCUCACCCCUGCGAGAUGUUCCAAACCUGUACAAAUUUCUUUGUUCUGUUGAACACAAAAGAUAUUUGGAAGAAUAUGUGUAACCAAAUAGUUUUGGGGCACCAUUGACUACCAUAGUUGGAAAACAAUACUCAAUCAAUGGUGCCCCAGAACUGUUUGGUUUCCCACAUUCUUCAAAAUAUAUUUGAGCAACAGAACAAAUACAUUUAUACAGAUUUGGAACAACUAAAAGGUGAGUAAAUGAUGACAGAAUUUUCAUUUUUAGGUGAACCAUCCCUUUUAGUGCUCAACCAAAAUAUGUAAACUAAUGGGAUCCAUAAUACUGGCUGCAAUAGAUUGUAGACGUCCCUUGUAUAUGUCCAUACAUUCAUUUGAAGAAUGCAUUUAUAGAGAAUAUUAUUAAGUGAAAUUAGUCAAAUCCACAAAACACCAUUUAAACUGCUGACUUUGCAUCUUCUUUCAAAAUGAUUAACGCACCAGGUUGCAUCUUCUGGUUCUUGUUUAAAAUUAGAUGGUAGGAAAUAAUUUAUAAUUUCGUACUUUGUGGUGUCAGAGGAUUAUAGGAGAAGUUAUUUCUGGAGCUGGGUCAGGGAGGGCCAUGAGGUAGUAUGCGAUGCAGUGUACAGUAUUGUUUCUGCAAUGCGUGUUGCAACGCUAGUAGCUAAUACAAUUUGCUGGUAGCUAUUUAAAGUUGAAAAAGAACGAGUUUUGUUUACAUGAUGCUCCAGUAAGAUCUUUGAGCAGAAAGUUUGUAAGCCCACUUUUUUCACCCUGGCUAAAAUGGAGUGCUUAUGCAGAAAGGCAUUCCAUGUGUACCAUGAUCCAAAAUUUUGCAGAAGUGCUAGAGUCAUUCAGCAAGCAAUUUCCUUGAGUUAAACAGGACAGGCGAUGGGUCACGGGUCUGACACGGAGUACAGGUUGGGUGUGGGCUUGUAGGCCCAAACAUCUCGAUUGCAUCCACUGAAAAUAUUAUGUUGGAAUCAUUUCACGUUGGUUUCUUUUUUUGGACAAUUUUUUUUAUUUAAUUACCUCGCAAUGGGACCUGAAGUUUCAGUAAAGAAUUACAUCUCCGUUCAGACUUGCAUUGCCCACCGUCUGUUCUGUGAAGAUUUGCACUGUUCCAUGCUCAUCUUUUUAAAGCAGUUUAAACCCUCUGGCCAGGGUGGGAUUGUGGGCUCAGAAAAACAGGGGUCUGAUCAUGGGUUCGCCGGCACAGUGCCGACUUCUUGUUUGCUUUUGUAAUGAAUAAAAUGGCUACGCUAGGCCGACGAAUGAAAACGCUUCACGUGGCGCGACGUUGUCUGACGUGCGUUUUUUUUAAAGUGGCCACAGGUGAUGAUUGAUAAUGCAUUUGUUAGCUGAUGCAUGUAAAAACAGACAUUAUCUUACCAUUUCAUUUUGAAUCCCUUGACUAAUAUUUUUUAUAGAAGCAGUAAUUUUUGUUUGUAUGCGUGUUGUCGAAAAGUUACAUUUUGAACACGGCUUUCUUGUGUAUAAAUGCUUACCAUAUAUCCAGUAGAAUAAGAAAAAGCAAAAUGUACAUAAAAUGUGUUUUUUAUGAGUAGAUACGUUUUCGUUUGUAUGUUUGGAUUUAGUCAUAAGCUUGUGGCCAAGCCACAGAAAUAAUGCAAGAUCCUUUUGAAGGAUCUGAUCUGUAAGUAAACUCGGCACCCUCACCACACUCAUUUCACACAGGUUUCAUUUUGGUUGGAAAAUACGGCCGUCAAUAAAUUCAGCAUCACUUGUCGAUAUUUUAAACAGAGUCAAUAGUUUCACUCAGAUUUGAGGGGCAGAUGCAGAUUUCAUCGCUUUAUCUCCAACACUUAUUUUAAACUUCUGCACUUGUUUUGUCUUUCUCUUUCGUCACGCAAGCUUCAAGAUUUUGAACAUUUCCUUCCGGUACAUCUACUCGGAAGAUUGCACUAGAUAAUCUGCUAUUGAUCUAAUAAUGCUUGUUUUAAGGUUUGCUUCUCUGGGUAUUUCUCUGCCUUUUUGAUGCAUCUCGAUCCACAUAGACUUUCGAUGAGAACGCGAGAAAGAAGCUGCUUGAAUGGCGCCAUUUAUUUAAAUCUUGUCGUUUCAUGAUAAAUUUACCCUUUUAAGGCCAUGUCAACUUUCCGUGCACUACAGAUAUCAAGGUCGGGAUAAAAUUGUGCGCAGUCGGAUUUGGACAAUCAGUGGCAUGAUGGACUUACCUCAGUCUGUUGAAAGUUGUAUGCAGUGUGUAUGGACAGACUAACAUGACUACCCUUACAAAAUAGUACAGUGAUGGUGUCAGAUGGUAAUACUGUGGUUCUUUCACAUGUACCAUAUAUUUGGUAAUGGUAAAAAAUAUUUCAAUUGCGAUUCCUUAUUGUACCAUUUGUAACAAAAACAUUGCAAAACUAUAGUACCUGUAGGAUUUUUUGGUACUUUUUUGUAAGUGUAGAAGAAAUGUAGACCUAGCUGUUCUGAGUGCCUUCCUGGAAUCACCCUACAACUCUUGAAUGUGGGUUUAGGGUCUAUGACCUUUCGUGAUGCGAUCUUUUCCACUCAUUUCUGUACUGUAUUCACCAGAAUUGGCAGAAUGUGCUCAGUAUUUCUUAAAAGAUUGUUAAGACCAGGCACUUUAGUCAAUGACACAUGUAAGUCCAUUUCAUAGAAUGUAAAGGCAUGUAAUGCCGAGUCCCAUAGUCCAAUUUCCCAACACUCUGUCAUGAAGAGACCCUACUUAGGCAUCUGUCUGAAUAUUAAAUUUGCCUGAGUGUUGCACUGUAGUGUUAUGUGGUUUGUGUAAUCCAAACCCUGCAAUAUGAACUUUGCACGGUUGAUGUAGAUAGAAAUGUACUCCGAUCUUUUGUCUCUUAGCAGUAAGGGCUCUGUAAAUGUUGUGACAUUUGGCAGAUAUGAUGUUGCGGUUCUUAUCACCUGAUCUUCGGUGUUAAAUUGAGACAGCAGCUGGUGAAUUUGAAAUGGAUUGUAUGGAUGGAUAAUGUGCGCAGUGUUAGGAUUACAGGCAAGGUUUAUAAAGCAAAGUAGUAGUAAUACACUAAAGGCAUCUGGAAAUGUGCUUGGGUAAACAAAAGCUAUGCAAUGAAUCCUAGCUUUAAUGAGAUUUUUGUGCAAAACGUCAUGCAGAGCAGAUAUAAUGUUAAGUUCCAUUUAAUAUUUGCCCAAAACCAUGUGCUAAACCUUCCGUUAUAGCAGUCUAAAAGAAAUGAGAAACAUGGAUUUGAUAACCCAUCCUCAGUGUGUUUUGGCAAGUUUGAACUGGUCUCUGUGGGUCUGUUUAAACAGUUUCAGAGUUGACAUAUCGUCAUAAGAGGGUUUCACAGAUCUGUUUGUGUAUAUGUAAAGUCAUACUGACAAUAACCAAAUAUUUAACUCAAACUCCUUGAAAAAGAGAGGAUGGGAAUAGACAUGUUGUUGAUUGAGGCGAUUGUGUUUUUCAAUUUAAACUCUAGGUUAAUGUUGGUAUGUUCAUCAAACUUAAAAAAAUAGAUGGUGACAGUUUCGAGAACUCACAGAUUUAGUAGUUAACUAUGAAUGAAGAUACAUCCUAAACUUUUUGUAAACUGGCUAGUUAUUUUUAUGCCCACUUUUUCAUUCCUGGCAAACCAGCAAGUCGAAUCAAAGCUAUAUACGUUCAUAUAAUCCAAAAUACAAAAAUGGGUUGAAAACACUUGCAGUGCCUGUCAUUUUACUGCUCUGUUUGGUUUGUUUUCUUCAGUCAUGUUUGUCUGGAAUCUGUUACGGGAGUUUUCACUGUACUGCUGACUUCAUCUGGGCGUUUGUUUAUCCAGUGCUUUUGUACAGUCCAACCAAGGAGCCAGAUUUGCCAAAGCCUCUCAAUAACACAACCUCUACCUUCUGCAACAUAUUGACGACAACCAUUGUGUGAGGAGAUGCUAGGAAGGGGAUUCAGAAUGGCUAUUUGAAGGGGGUGAAGAAAUCGUGUUAGUCUCUGUUCAAAGGGGAGAAAAGCCAUUAAUGGGCUUCGCUGUUAUGCAAUAUUUUAAUAAGUCUAUCACCAGUGAAUUGCCAAAAACACCCUGACACACCGCCUGCUCCGAUAACAUGACGUCCCCGAAUGUGUAAUGCCCUUAAAAACAGUUACACGUGAAUGCUUCAUAUUCACAUCAUUUUCGUUCACGGUGCCCUUUUUCCCCAUUAGAACAAUGAUUCAGUUUUGUUCUGUUUGUUAAUUAAGAUUUAGUUUCUAUGAAUAUUUUUAUUGUUUGUUUGUUUGUUUGUUUGUUUUAAAGCAUGCUGUUUUCUCUCAAUUUAGAGGCUGAUUUUGAGUUGAAAGAACGAAGGAUGAGAUGUGUUUCAGAGAGCAUUCUAAUGCAGUGUUAAAUUUCAAGGUUUUUGUUGGUUUUCCUUCUUCUUUUUUUAUCACAUUAUUCUUUACAAUUAUUACCAUAGUAGUUACUCAUUAAACGCUUGCUUGCUGCACAGAUAAACACACUUCACACCAGGAAGGGGCAUGUGGACAUUUAGUUCAGACACAUUUUAUGGAAUGAUUCACACGACUGGCACAUGCAUCCGUGUUCUUUUGGAAAGCAUCAGAUUUUCUGUUAUUCAUCUGUGUUCCUCAAGAACCUCGCAAAAUUGUAACCUAUCAGCAAAAGUCGGUAUGUCGGUUGGAAGCAGAUGAGAAAAGACAAAGACUUUCUGUGUCUCUCGUAUGCACAACCUACUAAAUUUGCCAUGUGUUUUUAACUGGUGUGAGGGGGAAAUUACAGCUUUAACAAUAUUUCAUUAUAACGUUGUAUUCAGCCAUCGCUGUUCGCAAAAAACGCUCAUGAAUACAAUACUGGAAGUGAGUAUGUUUCCCUAUGCAAAAAAGUAAAUACAAUUAAAAUGAAAUAAAAAUAAACAAAGCUAUGCUACGA